AUGGAAAAACUUUUGCUUGGAGUCAUGAAAUUCAGAAACCUCGUUCAACCUUCAAUGUUACCGUCACUCAAGAAACUUGCCAACAAAGCACAAGUAAGGGACCAUUUUCUAGUAAUGAUGUCGUAUAGGACUCAACAAACUCUGGAUGGGAUCGGAUCGGAUAAUUAAAGCCCCAGUAUUCCACUAAAUGACAAAAUAAGAUUGUUAGGUCUUUCAUAGUGUUUCAAGGGUUGAUCCGAUCGAUCAAGAUUUUGUCGACGGCCCUAUCUUAUCUAAUCAAAAUCAAACUUUGUUGUUUUAAUUAUCAAUUGUUUAAGACUAAUGAGCCUUGAAUUGAAUAUUGAAUUGAAAAACUUGAAUGUGUUGGCAAAUGGAUCAUUAUACAUUUCUGGGAAACUGCCUACCUACCCCUCCCCUAAGCCAACGUUAACACUUACUUCUCACUUACGGCAAAAUGUUGGCUUGUGGGAGGGGUAGGUGGGCACUUUCCCAGAAACUUAUAAUGAUCCACAAUAAUUUGGUAAACAUUGUUUUGUCAUUCACUUCUCCCAGCAACUCAAACAACAAAGUUCUCUUUAUCUAGAGUCGACAAGCUAACCUCUCUCUAAUCUCUAGCCUGAAGAACCGCCAAUGUCCACCGGUUUUCCCACAGAAUGACAUCAUUUUGCAGGGAAACCAGUGGUGGUUUUGCAAAAUGUCAGCUGUUUUCUUACCCUGUCUUAUCUCAAAUCCUUUUGUAGCCUCGUAUGUUAAUGAUCACCUGCAUGGACAGCCGUUUGUGUCCGACCAGCUUCACACAGGCGGAUCCCGGAGAUAUGUUUAUUGUUAGAAACCCAGGUAAUAUGAUGCCACACAGUCAGUUGUUUGGAGAGAGUCAUCAGAGUGCUUUGUCAGAACGAGCUGCUUUAGAAUUGGCCGUGUCAAGUGGUGUUGAACAUGUAGCUGUUUGUGGACAUUCAAAUUGCAAGGUAAAAUACCUGCCAACUCUUAUGUAUUAUGCGUGAGUCUCACGCCCGCAGACUUAAGUCAUAGAUUUCAUGCAUCAAAGACAAUUUCUCACGCCUGACUAACAAAUCCGGAUGAAUUGCUCUUUAACACAUUAAUAAUAAAGUUAAAUUCAAUGUUCCCGAAAAUAAUCCAAAAAGGCGCUCAACUUUAUCACAACACACUAAAAUGCUGUCAUUGAAAAGGUCGUCAGAACAUCUUUGGACAUUUUUGACAACAUUCUGAAGUCUUUGGAAAGUCGUUGGGAAUGUUUGGAAAUUCCGGACAUAACAAGACGAAAACCUCAUGCAUUUGACUCUGAAAUAGUUGGUAGGUUUAAGGUAAUAAACAUCAUUAACACAAGAAAGUCAUUUCUCAAUUCAUUCAUGAGUCAUUCUUGAUUCAUUCGCAAAUUUGUGUGAGAGUUGUUAGACCGCAAGAGCUAUGCAUGGUGAGUGAAAAAUUUAAAUUAUGCAAAGUAACAAUAAGUAGGGGCAGAGGGAGAAAAAGAGGACAACUGGGGAGGUUUCAUUGUAUAUUGAAUUAAUGUUUCAGUGAAACAGAAUUAUAUUUUCUUUUUUCUACUUGGACUCCACCCCCUUCACUGCUUGCUUUUCAUAUGUGCUCUUAAUGAUCCGCUGUGAUUCCAAAAAAAAAUAGAGGCACUCACAGCCUAGGCUAGAAUAUUAAAGGUGUGUAUGAGUGAAUGAGUCAUCCUCAUUUUGUUUUGUUGCCCUCAGUUUGUUUAUGUCAUCUCUUCAGGGUCCCUUGUUUAAUAUAAGGAGGCUCUGCCCCGAGGUUAGCCUCCCCGAGGUCCAACCCCUUGCCCUUUUUAAUACCUUUUACGGUAUAUUUAGGUACUUUAGGAUGUGAGGGAUUUUGGGAGUUCAUGCUAAAAGAGAGAAGCAACAUUUAGCUGAACUAGGUCUAGGUCUAGGUUUUAAAGUUUCCAGGGUCUCAGUGGGACAUCCUCACCCAAAUCCUAAAGUAUCAAUCAAAGGAUUCUUGAUGCAAUUUUCAGGCAAUGGCAUUCCUUCACCAAUCACUGACUCCAGAGGAAAAUACCGCACAAAACUCCUGGGUGUCAAGUUGGCUUAAGCGUUAUGCACAAGCUUCUUUAACAAAGUUUGAACAGCUUGAUGUCCAUGCCAGUGAAGUGAACAAAAUUACUUUUAGCAGCAACUUAAGAGAACAUGAAAAAAUGGAACUUGUGUUUGAUAAUCAGAAAAAUCUUUCAGCUGUUGACAAACUCUCCCAGGUAAUAAUAUUCAGUAUAUCAAGGUGAUGCUGUGUUACUAAGACAAACAUGACCUAUCUUUGUAUGGUUUACCACAGGCAAUUUUAUUAUCUCUGUAUUUCAAAACAAGAUACCGUGGAACCCUUCUCUACAGACACCCACUUAAUAUGGACACCCAUAUACUGAGUGGACAGUUUUGUUUAUCCCAACCCGACACUGAAAAAUCUCAUGGAAAAGCGUUAUUGUACGUUUUGCUAGAGAAGGUCACAUUUACUUACAUACAUACAUACAUACAUUUUAUUUUAUUGUGUUUUGAUGUAAAAGUACAAUAACAUGCCCGCGGGUUGCUAAGCUAAUCUAGGCAGGUCAUGUUUACAGGAAAUAAGUACAACUAAAUACAGCUAAAAGUAACAAGAGAACUAAAGCAACUAAAAUUAAAAUUGACAACAAUGACUAGAGACUACUGAUAAACUAAUGGUAUUACUAAUAAUAAAUGACAACAGUUAUGACAAGAGACUACUGAUACACUGAACAAUAUUAAUAAUUACAUAUCAACUUAGAGGAAAAUAAAUUCAACUUAACUUUUUGAGCAAUUUCUGGGAGAUCAAUAUAACAGUCUUCUGAAGCUAGGAUCUCAAAAAGUGUUUGUUUUAUUUUCCUCUAAAAUUUUCUCUAAAAUUUACCCACUGAAUACAGACACCCAUAUAUUAUGGACACUAUGGUAUGUCCCCCUUGGUGUCCAUAUUAACUGGGUCCCAUUGUAAAAAUGGUUUGAAUUAUUGUGAAUUUAAAAUAGAUGCAUACUUUAUUUUGUGAAUUGUCAUGGACUGUAAGCUGUACAGUCCUGUACAUUCCUUAUGCUCAAAGCAAAACACAUGGUCACCACAGCUUCAAAAAAUAUUAUCAUUAUUGUAUCGUGGCUCUUGCAUUCAGCAAGCUGUAUUUUAUUGUGGGAAAUUGUAUCAAUUGAAAGCUCUAUGCAAAAAGUCCUCUUGCCCCCUCUUGAUAGCAUGGUUUUUGUUUUGUGUCCUUCUUUGUAACAGUCUUACCAAUACUUAGUGACAGACCUAGCCUGUUGAACAGGUGCUAUGUUUUAGGAAGAGUUUUUCAGGCAAGCACGAAAUGGUUGUGGAGUGCGAAACACACACAAUGGGGGAAGACAUCGAAAAAAGACCUUCCUUCGUCAUGUGCCUUGUUCUCUCUAUGUGCUUUGCGGUUGCCAAAAAAAAACUAACUAAAUAAAAUAACACCUGUUCUUCAGGCUAUGACAGACCUGUCUCAUUGUUGUAAAAGUGAGUUGACUGUAAUUAAUCAUUUUAUCUGUAUUUUGUGAUAACAGGUGCAUGUUCUUGAACAAAUACAGAACAUUAAGUCCUAUGGCUUUGUGCGUGAUUUACUUGACAAAAAAGCACUUCAGGUCCAUGGCCUGUGGUUUGACAUUGGGGAUGGUGAGAUGUCCCUGUAUUCAAAAAACGACAAGAAAUUCAUCGUCAUCAAUGAGCAAACCCUAGAAACAACAUUCAGUCAUCUGAUCACUGCAGACUGA
Molecule: messenger RNA, 3767 nt
Organism: Porites evermanni
Lineage: Eukaryota; Metazoa; Cnidaria; Anthozoa; Scleractinia; Poritidae
Source: the annotation of a GenBank genome assembly